Molecule: messenger RNA, 1858 nt
Organism: Acanthaster planci (crown-of-thorns starfish)
Lineage: Eukaryota; Metazoa; Echinodermata; Asteroidea; Valvatida; Acanthasteridae
Product: putative transporter SVOPL
Biological process (GO): transmembrane transport
Cellular component (GO): membrane
Molecular function (GO): transmembrane transporter activity
Source: RefSeq, a predicted model, not a curated record
AUCAAUCCUCUCAGUCGCACCAAACUACGUCUGGGUCUUAAUACUUCGGUUAAUCACUGGAAUGUUUGUUGUUGGUGUUCAGUCUUCCUUUAUGCUGUAUCUAGGAGAGAUUGCACCUUCUAGCUUUAGAGCACUCUUCGUUCUUGGACAAGUGCUUUUCUUUGGUAUCGGCAGUGUCUAUAUUGCCACGUUAGGUUAUCUUGUUCUCCCAGCUCUGGGUUGGAGAGUCCAAUGUCUCUUUGCUGCUCUGCCAAUCCUUCCAGUCAUGAUCGCAUCCUGGUAUUUUCCGGAAUCUCCGCGAUAUUUUGCCUUGACUGGCAGCAUAAAAUCAGCCGUUGAAACCAUGAAGAAAAUUGCAGCUGGAAACAAGAAAGAAUUACCUGAAGGGAAGUUGAUACAAGCCACUAUCAGUGACAAGGAGGAGAGAAGUUCUGUUUUUCAGCUUUUGAGCCCAGAACUGAGCAGACAGACUGUGAUGUUAUGGUUGAUAUGGUUCUGUGUGUAUUUCUGCUACCUGGGCAUCGCUUUAUCCAGCGGCCGAUUGAUUCGUAUCACCUCCCCACUUCCACCCAGCGCAGAAAACGAGUCGUUAGCUCAUGAUCUCAACCUCAAUCGAAACUCAACACUCUUUAUUCCACCCGAGUCAGCAGAUGAUAGCACCGACAAUUCUGAGACUGAUAUCGCUGCACUUAAUGUUGAAGAUACUUUGCUGGAUCCCUCUCAUCCACAAAUGACUUCCGCGACUUGUGCUGAGGAGGACAUGGAACCAGUCGAAUGUGAAGUGGUUGUGUCAAACUCAGAAUAUAUUGAUUCUGUGGUUGCUUCCAUUGGGGACUUCAUGGGGGCGCCUUGUAUUGUGGUCCUUGUUUACACUUUUGGUCGGAAGGGAGGCAUGAGCAUUUCUCUCAUUCUUGCCGCUUCCUUCAUGCUCUGCAUUAUCGUCACUCUCGGCCAGAUUCCACCUUUAGCUUUCCUCUUCCUGGCUCGUGCUUUGACCAUGGGAACAUAUGGUGGAUUGUUUCUCUAUACAUUGGAGGCUUAUCCAACAUCUACCAGAUCCAUUGCCUUGGCAACAGGACAAUUCUUUGCCAAAGUGGCUGGUGCACUUACGCCUUUUGUGGCAGAGAGCCUCAUCAAGCGAUAUCCUGUUGAUGCCAUUCUUAUCUAUUUCUUUGUCUGCAUCACUGGGUCCAUUACAUUGUGCUUACUCCCUCUGGAAACACAAGGCAUGGGGUUAAAGGAUUCUUGACGAACAAGGAAACAAAUGCAGAGAAAUGUCUUCGUUUUGUGUCAUUUAUUAUAGAAGCCAUUUGAAUGAAGUUUUGCUUGGCUUGUUAUAUAAUAAACAAUAAGCACAAAAACAGCAACAUUUGAAGGAUCUAGAAAUUUCUGUGCACAAAUCAGUGCAACGUUGAAAUAUUGCAGGAUGUAAGAAGCGUAAGUAGUGAAGUAUUUACUGCAAGACAAAUGAAUCUGUAAGUGACAACAUUGAAAGCAAUUUGUAAUCCUUUGCUUGUACGAUUUAAGAAGUAUUUGUAGCUUGCAUAUUCAGAGUAUUUGGAAAAUUAAAUUAACAUAUUUUUGAAGAUAUUUUGUAAUUUGUAGGUGAUUUUGUUUUUAAGAGGUAUGUCUGGUUGUGAGCAUGCUGUAAUUAAUAAAUGCACAAUUGAUAUAUUUUAAAGGUUUUAAAAAGUAUCCAGUAAAGUUUUAAUAGUCAGACAGAUCUAUAUGCAGAUCCCGUUUGGAACUGAAAUGAAAAAGAAUUAAUGUUUUGUUGCACCAAAUAUUAUAUAUUUAGGGUCAUACCGAACAAAUUAUAAUAAAUAUGUUCAUUCUGAAAACAAAUUACUUGUAUUGG